GCAAAUCUUUGUAUAGCUGAUAUUUUUAAAUCAUCAGUUAAAUAUAAAGAUGCAUCAACAAAAGCUAUUAGUAUUGUUGCAUAUUUUACUGAUAGUAGACAUUCUCACUGGAUUACUGAAAUUAAUUAUAAAUAUACUAUUGAAGUAGCAAAAUCCCUAGAGCAAAAUAUAUUAACAAAUAUAAAUAAUAUAUUUGGUUCUGAUAAUCAUAGACACAAACAACUGAAUUUUCAUAAUAUUGAACAAGAAAGUUCUGAUGUUAUAGAUUUAGAAAGUUCUGAUAUUAUAGAUUUAGAAAGUUCUGAUAUUAUAGAACUAGAAACUAAUAAAAAUAAAGAAAUAAUUAUUGAAAAUAAUUCAGAAUUAAGUGUAAAUAAAGAUAUUAGUGAAGAAUAG
Scutellospora calospora is the source of this 396-nucleotide messenger RNA. NCBI's taxonomy places the organism in Eukaryota, Fungi, Glomeromycota, Glomeromycetes, Diversisporales, Gigasporaceae. The record is from the annotation of a GenBank genome assembly.